AUGAAAGUAACACUUCCAAUUUUAUCGGUUUUUGUAGCCAUUUCGACAUUAUUUGGAGACGAUGUCGAAGCAUCACCACUUCUUGAAAAACGCGCAGUUAAAGCUAAAUUAAAUGUCGAUCCCGGAACUUAUGAAGGGGCCGGAACUUCCGGUGUAGCAGUUAUGCAUAUGGUUUUGACCGCACCGAAUAGACUUGUUUUUAUAGAUAAAGUUAACAAGAACCCACUUAAACAAAAAAAUGGAGAUCCAGCAAUUUCAACAGAGUUUGACAUUGGCAAAAAAACACAAAGAGUUCUCGAUCUUAAAACAAAUACUUUUUGCUCCGCCGGUGCUUUUACUAGUGAUGGGACUUUAGUGCAUACUGGUGGAACUGGUGCAGAACAAAACACACAACAUAAAGAUGGAUUUCAAAGUAUAAGAUUGUUCAAGCCAUGUCAAAAUAAAAAGUGUCAAUGGACUGAAAAUGUUAAUGGAUUAUCUACAAAACGGUGGUAUCCAUCAAUGGUUUCACUUUCGGAUGGAAGAGUGCUUAUUCUUGGAGGUUCAACUAAAGCUACUGGUAUUAAUAACGCAGAUAUUAAUAAUCCUACUUUUGAAUUCUUUCCAUCCAAAAAGAGUACCCCUAAACCAUUCCCUUUCCUUCAAGAAACGUUGCCAAGAAAUUUAUAUCCAGUUGUCCAUUUAUUAUCUGGACCAGCUAAUCAAAAAAGAUUAUUUGUAUUUGCGGAUGUUAAAUCCAUAGUUUGGGAUUGGGAAGCCAAUAAAAUUGUAAAGAGAUUACCAAAUCUUCCUGGACCAUCAAGAUCUUAUCCAUUUACUGGUACAUCGGUCAUUUUGCCAUUACGUCCUGAGAAGAAUUAUGCAUCAAGAGUAAUGGUUUGUGGUGGUGGAAAGGGUACGAACUUUAACACUGUCGCUGACAAUACUUGUGGUACUAUUGAUCUUUCAGAUCUUAAUAAAGCUGAUUGGAAGAUGGAAGAUUUUGGCGGGUUUCCUCGUAUUAUGCCUGAUGGUGUUAUUUUAGCUGAUGGUAAAGUCAUGUACUUGAACGGUGCCGGUAAAGGUAUUGCUGGUUACAAUAAGUUCAAUAAAAAUAAUACGGUUACAAUAGUAGCCGAUAACCCAUCCACCACACCAGUCCUUUAUGAUCCUGAAGCAAAAGCCGGCCAAAGAUUUACUAGUCUUAAAAAUGCUGGUAUUGCUAGAAUGUAUCACUCUGUUGCGACAUUACUUCCUAAUGAUGUUCCAGGCCACAAAAUUACAUCAGUAGCAGGCAAAACCUUACUUAACAAAGAUACAGCAAUCCUUGUUAAAUUUAAUCAAGUCGUCAAGGUUCUAGUAGAAACCACCACCACCGAUGUGAACUUUACUGGAGCAUUAGUACAUUUUGGAUUUGUGACUCAUUCAACACACAUGUCACAACGAUAUGUUGCUACAAAAAUCAAAAAAACCUCAUUAAUAUCUAAUGCUGCUAAAAAAGUUUUUGCAUUAGAUGUUGAAAUGCCACCAAAUGGUAAUAUGAUGCCACCAGGUAGACAUCAUUAUCUUUACAUCAAUAAUAAAGGUGUACCAGCUGCCACUGCUAUUGAAAUUAAUCUCCAGAAAUAA
Molecule: messenger RNA, 1608 nt
Organism: Entrophospora sp. SA101
Lineage: Eukaryota; Fungi; Glomeromycota; Glomeromycetes; Entrophosporales; Entrophosporaceae
Source: the annotation of a GenBank genome assembly